AUGUGUUUGGGUGUUGUUGCAUCUGCCGUACGAGCAGAAUGGGUGGAUGAUUUGUACUCUUCCAGGGGUUUGGACUUAGGGGGUGGUUUUUCCAUCCAGCUGGAAAAUCACAACGCGUCUGACAAAGCGUCGUUCUUGGAGAAAAACACGGUGAAGAUGAGUUUCGCCAACUAUGGAUUGUCGAUAGCCAAGGACGUGGAUAAGAAUUUUAUAGAGUUGGAUUUGUUGCGGCAGGAUCCUGGAAAAGGGAGAGCCCAAAAGAUGGGCAAUAUGAUACUUCCGGCAGUAAUUGGAUUCAAGGCGGCUGGGAUUACUUCCGCCAUAUUGUUUACGAUGAAAGUGCUGGUGAUUAAGGCGUUUAUGGUGGCCAAAUUCGCGCUACUGAUUUCAUCGGCUAUUUUUGUCAAGAAGUUCUUCUUCCACGAGCACCACCACGAGCCGACGUACGUGGAGAUUGAACAUCACGAGCCAGAAACUCAUCCGAUAUUCCUCGGCCAUGAGGGUGGAAACGAAGGCCAUGGAACCACAAAUUACCUAGCCUACGCCAACUACGUACCAAGUGCAGCAGCCCAAACACAAGUGGUGAACUACGCUGUCGAAGCACCAGUAGCAAAUUACUCUGGCACUGGUCAGCAGCAGAUUAUUGUACCAAUUGCUGCUAAAAGAGCUGAUAGCAAGAGAUUACCAAAGCUACCACUGUACACCAUCAGGAAAUACACAGCGAAAAGUAUUUAGGCUUAAAAGUUGACUUCUUGCAGGUUAUAGCUAUGUAUGCUGAUUCGCAAGAUUACUUGGAACCAUUAGUGAACACCAGAAGAUAUUGAAGA
Messenger RNA from Harmonia axyridis, 827 nucleotides. RefSeq lists its product as uncharacterized. The record is from RefSeq and is a predicted model, not a curated record. The transcript has 3 exons. Lineage: Eukaryota; Metazoa; Arthropoda; Insecta; Coleoptera; Coccinellidae. The coding region runs from base 1 to 735 and encodes 244 amino acids.